This is a messenger RNA of Lycium barbarum (goji berry), 819 nucleotides long. RefSeq lists its product as uncharacterized. Lineage: Eukaryota; Viridiplantae; Streptophyta; Magnoliopsida; Solanales; Solanaceae. The transcript is spliced from 2 exons. The record is from RefSeq and is a predicted model, not a curated record. Bases 1 to 819 code for a protein of 272 amino acids.
AUGGCUGACACCUCCAAGUUGCAUCCUGCUACUACCGUCACCAAUAUCAAAUCAUGCAUUCUUAUUGUGCUUGACUACGAAGGAAGCCAAUACAAUAACUGGGCUACCCUCUUCAAGGUCCAUUGUCGUGCAAACUUGGUCAUUGACCACAUCCUACCUCUCAACACGAUCAUUCAUCAAGAGGACACCGCAGCUGAAGCUUGGGACCGUCUUGUUCAUCUCUUUCAGGACAACAAAUCGGUUAGGGCUCUUACUCUUGAUGCAAAAUUCACCAACACAAAAUUGGUGGAUUUUCCGAAUGUGAAAGCAUACUGCACCAGGAUGAAAGUUCUUACAGAAAAUCUCACCAACGUCGGUCACAAAGUUUCCGACGAACGACUUGUGCUUCGUCUUCUGCGAGGGUUGUCGGAGGAAUAUAAAACUUUUCGCACGACGGUGCAGCACCGUACUCCUCUCCCAUCUUUUGACGUUGUCCGGUCGAUGCUUGAGCUUGAGGAAGAUAGCCAUGCCGAGGACGCCAUUCACGACUCUGACUCGAAUGCUGCUUUAGUUUCCCACAAUGUUACUCCUCAGAAUUUCUCAGGAAAUGGACAGCCCAAUAACUCUGCAAAUAACUUCAACAAUCGUGGGAAUUCGCAGAAUCGUGGAAAGAAAAAUAACCGCGGUCGCAGCGGAGGCAACCGCAACAACCGCGGUCGCAGCGGCAAUGGACAAAGCAGCGGCAGGGGCAGUCGCACCAAUGCACAGGGGAUUUUUGUGGUUCCAGAUCCUUGUGAUUUUUCGUGGGAUUUUCGGUCUCCUUUGCCUAAAUUUGAUUAG